Brassica oleracea var. oleracea is the source of this 795-nucleotide messenger RNA. RefSeq lists its product as uncharacterized. The transcript is spliced from 3 exons. The record is from RefSeq and is a predicted model, not a curated record. Lineage: Eukaryota; Viridiplantae; Streptophyta; Magnoliopsida; Brassicales; Brassicaceae. The coding region runs from base 1 to 795 and encodes 264 amino acids.
AUGCAUCUUCUUGUUCUGAUUGGUUGUUUUCAUUUGUUAUUUGUUGGGUCUCGUCGAAUCUGUCUUUCGGUGGAUUAUAAUCCAUAUACGCAGACACCAAAGUUUGUUGAGCUUCUAAAUAGUCAACAAGACAUUGUGUUUCGUUUAGUAGAAGAGAGUCGAGUUGCUGAAGAUUCAUCACAGUUUCGUUUAGUAGAAGAGAGUCAAGCCACUCCUGCGGAGCGUAGAAAGCGAAGGAAAUGGACUCCAACAGAUGAUAUCGUGCUCAUCAGCUCGUGGUUAAACACGAGCAAAGACCCUGUUGUUGGGAAUGAGCAACGAUCGGGUGCUUUCUGGAAGAGGAUUGCAGCAUACUUUGCGGCCAGUCCGAAGAUUGCAGGCCUUGAACAGAGAGAAGCUAGCCACUGUAAGCAGCGUUGGCACAAGAUCAAUGAUUUUGUCUCCAAAAAGUGUGAGGACAGUGCACAAUCAUCAAGCUCACACGCAACUGGUGAAGCUGAUCAAGGUACCAUUCGACCCCCUGGUGUUAAGGCAGCAAAGGUUUCUGGUAAGAAGACUAUGGUAGAGGGGAAGGCGCUCGCAGAGUUUCAGAGCAUGUGGUCCAUCAAAGAGCAGGACUUGGCUAUCAAAGAGAGGCUUUCCAAGAUGAGUCUACUUGAUAGUCUACUAGCCAAAAAGGAACCUCUAGCUGAUUACGAAGAAGCUCUGAAGAAGAAGCUGAUUAAUGACAUGUUGUCUAGUUUGGACCCUUUUGCAACACACAAGUAUUGGGAGCAUCUGUGUCACGGAUUCUGA